Cinclus cinclus is the source of this 706-nucleotide messenger RNA. It is a transcript of the gene CYREN, whose product is annotated as cell cycle regulator of NHEJ. The transcript has 3 exons. Gene Ontology annotation, biological process: negative regulation of double-strand break repair via nonhomologous end joining; double-strand break repair via nonhomologous end joining. The record is from RefSeq and is a predicted model, not a curated record. The coding region runs from base 1 to 423 and encodes 140 amino acids. Gene Ontology annotation, cellular component: cytoplasm; nucleus. NCBI's taxonomy places the organism in Eukaryota, Metazoa, Chordata, Aves, Passeriformes, Cinclidae.
AUGGCGGGCGAGCGGCGGCGGCGGCUGCCGGCCUGGAUGGGGGCGGCGGCGGCGGGGGACGGGCGAGCGGCGGCGGGCCCGUCACCCAGGGCCGGGCGGCGGCGGGCGGCGGCGGGCCGCAGGCCGGCGGCGCUGUACUGCAUGAACGAGGCGGAGCUGGUGGAAGUGGCCCUGGCGGUCCUGGCCGAGAAUCUACAGUGCGAGGAACGUGAAGAGAAGGCUCGGUCCAGGAGCGAAGAGGAGCAGGAGCUCCCACCGACAUCAAAAGAGGCUCCUGGAAGCACGGCCGGCACGGAUGGAGGCAGUGACCACGGUCCGGCGCUUCCAUCCCCUCCUGGAGCUGGUGCUGUCGCAGAGAGGACAGGCGGGGAGGACUCUGAGGACGAUGUCCUGAAAUACGUCCGGGAGAUCUUUUUCAGCUAACAUCUCCUCUCUUGGCUUGCCAGAAGAGGGCGCAAUGGGCAGGGUGUUUCCUCCCGCGGCCCCCAGAACGGUGGGAGGAGGGUCUGGGGGCGGCUGUGCGUCCAUCUGCUGUGUUGGUGCCCUGUGUAGGAUACCCAUGGAGGCCAGAGGGGAAGGAGGUGCUCAGUUCUCCCACUCUGUGCUGAGCUCAGUGCGAUUUGAUUCCAGAUUAGGAUAUGUUCGUUUCUGUUUCACAUUUCAGAGCAUGGAUGGAUUAAAGAGGACAUUUGGGUUUUUGCGUGUA